Messenger RNA from Effrenium voratum, 594 nucleotides. The record is from the annotation of a GenBank genome assembly. NCBI's taxonomy places the organism in Eukaryota, Dinophyceae, Suessiales, Symbiodiniaceae.
AUGCAGAAGGGCUUUCUCAGGCCCAUCCAAGGGUACAUGGCCAAGAAUAACCACAGCGCCUGGAACGUGAUCUCCUUCCAUCGCGAUGGGAUCUACCGGAAGCUGGUGAGAACGCAGCACCUGCUCCGUUUCGCUGAAUUAUUGCCAAUGUUUCCGGAGGUGCCGCCGGAUUCCUUGCUAUGGGACUUCAUCGACAUCAUCAACAACCAGUCAGCCCCAAAGUCGUGCUACAUCUCCUUCUCCGCCACGAAGAGUCGGCGCAGCGACGUGAUGCUGCAAUAUCACAAGGCGGAGGCAAUCAUCGAGCACAUGGGCGACGUGUCCUCCCUGGAGGGCAAGGUGCAGAGGAUCCACGAGGACUACUUCAAGAAGCACAACUUGCUGUCGACCUUGUUCGACAAUCCAGCAGCGGACGUCUAUGCCCUGGACGGAGGGGCCACCCCGCAGCUGCAGAGCGUGUACGGCGCCCACGGGAACUCCGCGAACCUGGGCGGUGCUCCGGCUGUGACUAUUGCGGCGCACAGCUUGGACAAGCCCAAGGCCGUGUUGGAGGUCGUCUUCAAAGAGCCCAUCUCGGCGUCUCGGCUCGAGUGA